AUGGCCUUUGUUUGCCGGGAGGAGUCUCCCACCCCUGUGACCAGAGCCGCUGUGAACAGCCGCGCAGCGGGAGGAACACCCUUCCCGCACUGCUCGAGCGGCACCCGGCGGGCACGGGCGCUCCUGCAGAGUUUCCCAGUGCUGCUGGGCCGCAACGAGCUGCGCCAGCCCGUGCUACGGGUGGUAGGCGGCAGCGGCGCGGCGGCCGCGGUGCUGAGCUUCGCGCUGAGCGGGGACGCCGUGCGGCUCUUCACGCGGUUCGCGGGCGAGGGGCGGGCGGCGGCGGGCGGCGCGCAGGUCUUGCUCUCCGACUGCCCCCCGGACGCGCUGCGCCGCUUCUUCCGCCUCCUGCGGCUCAAGGUGGCCGCCGGGUCGCGGGGCCUGGCGUGCCCCCCGCGCCUGCUGGAGCGGCCGCCGGCGUCCUUCGCCGUGACCAGCCCGGUGAAGGAGCGGGACCUGCUGCGCAAACCCCGGCCCCCGCCGCGCCUGCGGGACGGGGCGGAGGGAGCGCCCCGCCGAGGUGCCCCGCGCCGAAGGCGGCCCCUGGCGCGGCUGUCGGCGGAGCAGGAGGCGGUGCUGGGAGCCGUGCGGAGCGGGAAGAGCAUCUUCUGCACCGGCUGCGCAGGGACUGGGAAGUCCUUCCUGCUGAAGAGGAUCGUGGGCUCCCUCCCUCCGAACGUCACCUAUGCCACAGCCAGCACGGGAGUGGCCGCUUGCCACAUCGGUGGCACCACUCUCCAUGCCUUUGCAGGGAUCGGCUCUGGGAAGGCACCGCUGGAAGAGUGCAUUCAGCUGGUGGAGAGGCCGGGGGUGCGCCAGCACUGGCUGGCCUGCCAGCACCUGAUCAUUGAUGAGAUCUCAGUGGUAGAUGGAAAGUUCUUUGACAGGCUGGAGGCAGUGGCAAGGGCAGUCAGAAAACGGGAUGAGCCUUUUGGGGGAAUUCAGCUAAUCAUCUGUGGGGACUUCUUGCAGCUAUCUCCAGUUUGCAAGGCUAAUGAAGAAAUCAAGUUCUGCUUCCAGGCAAAAAGCUGGAGGAAAUGUAUCCACAUAAACAUGGAGCUGACUGAAGUGCGGCGACAGACUGACAAGGCCUUUGUCUCACUCCUGAGUGCAAUCCGUCUAGGCAGGUGCACAGAGGAGGUUACCAGACAGCUGAUGCAGACAGCUACCAACAGGUCUGAGCGUGAUGGGAUCCUGGCUACACGGCUCUGCACCCAUAAAGAUGAUGUCAAAAUAACUAAUGAGAGACACUUGCAACAGCUAUCAGGAGAAGUGCACAUGUUUGAGGCUUUGGAUACUGACCCAAUGUUAGUGAAGUUAAUUGAUGCUCAGUGUCCUGUGGGUGGUAGAGUUGAGCUGAAGCUUGGAGCUCAGGUGAUGCUAGCAAAGAAUCUCGAUGUGUCUCAAGGGCUGGUGAAUGGGGGACGAGGCGUUGUAGGAUUUGAAAGUGAACAGAAGGGUAAGUGA
This is a messenger RNA of Corapipo altera (White-ruffed manakin), 1467 nucleotides long. RefSeq names its product ATP-dependent DNA helicase PIF1-like. The record is from RefSeq and is a predicted model, not a curated record. Gene Ontology annotation, molecular function: DNA helicase activity. Lineage: Eukaryota; Metazoa; Chordata; Aves; Passeriformes; Pipridae. Gene Ontology annotation, biological process: DNA repair; telomere maintenance.